AAGAAAGCUACUGGACUCUCUCUUGGUAAGAGAUUUCUCCUCAACUCCAAAAAUCAAAAAUGCCCAUAAUAAACUCCUUUGGUCCUCUGGAGAUGUACAUUGAUAAGGAGGAGGGAGUUGCCCUGCAGGCUGAUAAUGGAAAAUACUGGAGUUGCAUUUCAUACGACUUCGAUGGUCAAAACAUGUACAUUGAAGCUGCAAAAGCAAACAAAGAUUACUGGUGUAAGUUUCUUGUAACCAAAACCUCAGAUGGGAAGGUCCUUCUGAAAGACCGAAGAGGGAUGUAUCUGAGUAGAUAUGAUGAAGGUGGCAUUCAGUACAUUAGACCAGAGAAGUCUUCCCCAGAUGAGUACUGUAAAUUUAGUGUUUUUACCGAUGACAAUAAGAUCCUUCUUAGGGCUGACAAUGGAAUGUAUGUGAGUAGAAUACACAGAGAGCACCAGAACAUCGAGGCAGCAAAAGAAGGGCCCGAUGAGUGCUGUAGAUUUGCAUUGAGCCUCGGCGAUGUUGUUGAGCCAUCUUUUAAAAUUCUCAGCAUUGAAGUCAAAGAUUUUAACCCAGACCAAAUCAAAACUCCCACAGCUGUAGCAGAGCAAAGCUACACUAACAAUACCAGCGUUGCUCAAAGCCACACUUUCAAACUGUCUUGGGUGCAAAAAACCAGUGAAACGACCACCUGGAACCAUGCUUGGGGUUUCAGUGUUUCGUUAUCUCACGAAUUCAAAAUCGUAAACUUCAGCGCCACAGUUUCUUACAAUGGAUCAUAUGAGAAAUCCUCAACUUUGGAGAAGACAGUAACAGUGGCUGAUGAGUCCACAAUCAAUGUCCCCCCGAAAUCAAAGGUGGUUGCUAAAUUAAUUGUUUACAAAGAUGAUAAUGCUGUUGUUCCAUUUAGAGCUAAAAUUAAGAAAAUUGAUGGCAAUGGAGUUGAAACAAUCUUAACCGAAGAUGGAACUUGGAAUGGAGUAUUUUACAAUAAAGUGAAUAUUAAUGCAUCAGAAGAACCACUAUAAGCAGAAUCACACUGAUUGGCUAACCCUAACCCUAACCCUAACCCUAAUUUUCACGUUUGAUAAAUUGUGUAUUUAGAAGUCAAUCUUCAUUUUUCAAUCAUUAAAAGCAAAAUUAAAAGCUACAUAAAUAGGGGGAUGUUCAGGUUUAAUUUCUGUUAUUUUUAACUCUUUUCCUCACUUGUUUUCUUCCAUAAUCCAUCUAAUUUGUAAAUAUGCUUAGUGGAUUGUAGUGCCCAUAGGAAUGAAAAAUCAAAAAAAGAGAUCUCUUUAAUAUCAUUUUGGUUUCUCUGAGACAACAAUGAGAUUAGAAACAAAUAAAAUGAAGAUGUUUUCUUUUAUUUCAUGUUUCUCAAAUUUUUUUUUCCCCUGAGAAGAAACACCCCAGUGUUCUCACAAGUGUCUCCUCUUGAGUUUCUGCAGAGAUCUCAGCAAAGUCACACAAUGGGCUCAAAUUUUCCAAGUAGUGCUCUGAUGUUUGUAUGCAAUUUGAAAGUUAUUUGCCUUGUAUCGUGAAAUGUAUGGACAAUUGUUUAUGAUAAUAAAACACUUUACUACAAUUACAAAA
Molecule: messenger RNA, 1578 nt
Organism: Erpetoichthys calabaricus (reedfish)
Lineage: Eukaryota; Metazoa; Chordata; Cladistia; Polypteriformes; Polypteridae
Exons: 3
Coding region: 60-1013 (317 amino acids)
Source: RefSeq, a predicted model, not a curated record